AUGAAUACCUCAAUAUCGUCGACGUUCCUCCGGCGCGUCUCGAAUGGCUCGGCGCCCUGGACAUGCACAUCAUGUCGUAAUUCCUUAUACAGCAAGGCCACCAAGCAGUUAGCUUUACGUCGGCAACUCGGCUCGGGCAAGAGACUUCAGUCUAGCAGCUCGACGAGACGGCCUACGCAGUCCAGAAGAAACCUUGUCUUGUACGCCGGCGGAGGGGCCGCCGGAGUUGGUCUCUUGAGUGUGGCCGACGACAUAAAAGGCACAUACGAAGGCGCAGAACGGGCAGGAAGAGUGGCUUCCGCCUUGUUCAUCUGUAUAAACGACUACCGGACAACAUUGAACCAGCGGGAUCAGACCCAAGAUGAGGAGGAGAAGAACUCGUUGCUGAAGAGCUGCCACAAGAGAAGUGCCGAAAGAACCCUCAAGGUUCUGGAAAAGAAUGGCGGAAUAUUCAUCAAGCUGGGACAGCACUUGAGUGCCAUGAACUACCUACUACCCAGCGAGUGGACGACGACAUUCAUACCGUUACAGGACAAGUGCCCGGUGUCCUCCGUCGAGUCGAUCGAAGAAAUGUUCAAGAGGGACACCGGAGAAGAGCUGUCAGACUACUUUUCCGACUUUUCCCGCGAGCCGAUCGGUGCUGCUUCAUUAGCCCAAGUGCACCUGGCCACGAUCAACGAGACAGGCCAGAAGGUCGCGGUCAAAGUGCAACACCCAUCCCUGGCAAGCUGGGCUCCUCUCGACUUGGCCCUGACGAGAUUUACUUUCUCAACACUGAAGAAGUUCUUUCCGGAAUACGAUCUAGAAUGGUUAUCCAAGGAGAUGGACGCGUCACUGCCGCAGGAGCUCGACUUUCAAUGCGAGGCCGAGAACGCCAUGCGUACAAAGGCUUACUUUGCGAAGUACCCGCAUCUACCGCUCGUCAUCCCUUCGGUCAUUUGGGCUAAGAAGCGAAUCCUCGUCAUGGCAUGCGAAUCGGGCCACCGAUUGGACGAUUUGGAAUAUCUUGACUCCCAAGGCAUCGAUCGCGAUGAGGUGUCGGCGACCCUAGCCCACAUAUUCAACGAGAUGAUCUUCGGCGAAGGCGCACCACUUCACUGUGACCCGCACGGCGGCAACAUCUCCAUUCGCAAGAAUGUUUCGCGACGGUACGGCGCCAACUUCGAUGUCAUCCUAUACGAUCAUGGACUCUACCGCGACAUCGAAACUAGCAUGCGCCGCUCAUACGCCAAGAUGUGGCUGGCUCUCUUGGACGGCGACAUGGAACGCAUGAAGAAGCACACCAAGGAAGUGGCCGGCAUUACGGACGAGCAGUUCCCGCUGUUCGCCUCCGCCAUCACGGGCCGCGACUUCACGGUGGUGCAAUCGUCCAUCAUGAAGCCCAAGUCGCCAGACGAGCAGAAGACCAUGUCCGGCGCCCUGCAGGAGGGCCUGCUCGAGGACCUGAUCCAGCUGCUGGGACAGGUGCCGAGGAUCAUCCUCCUGAUUCUCAAGACGAACGACCUCACCCGCAGCCUCGACGAGAGCCUGCACACGCGGCAGGGCCCGAUCAGGAACUUCCUGAUUCUGGCGAGGUACUGCAUGAGGACGGUUUUCAACGAGCAGCUCGAGCAAAUCAGGCAGCAUGGGUCUUACUUCUGGCCACCCAAUGCGCUGAGGCUCGUCGCUGCGUCGCUCGGCUUUCUUCGCGUGGAGGUCAAGCUGAAGGCGUUCGAGCUCUGGCUCACACUGAAGAGGUUGGCAGGAUGGAACACGACGAACAUGAUGGGCCUGUGA
Molecule: messenger RNA, 1776 nt
Organism: Diaporthe amygdali
Lineage: Eukaryota; Fungi; Ascomycota; Sordariomycetes; Diaporthales; Diaporthaceae
Product: abc1 family protein
Exons: 3
Coding region: 1-1776 (591 amino acids)
Biological process (GO): lipid homeostasis; mitochondrion organization
Cellular component (GO): mitochondrial inner membrane
Source: RefSeq, a predicted model, not a curated record